AGAAAACUUGUACGUGCUUCGCCUUGAUGGAAUUUUGGCAUCAUCAUCAGAAGGAUGAGGACCCUGUGCCUUUCUGAUGGAUUCGUUAGGAUGCUCUACCAUAUAAUGAGCUGAUCAAAUGGCAGCAAGAGGCAAUAUCCUCCUUUCGUUCUGUCUUCAGAGUCAACAUCAUGGCUACUAGAACAUAUUCCGAGAUGGCCAUACCAGAACUCACCGACAGCCAGAUCAAAGUCAUUUUUCUCAAUCUAGACGCAGAAUUCAAUGCGAUUAUGAUGCGUGCAUUAACACACGGAAUUUACACCGGUGUAGUGGCUGUCACCCCGUGGGCCGUUGUUUCGAGGAAAAACUGCCAAAAUAGAAGCCGAUAUUUUCUCGUUUUUAUCAUCUUGCUUUUGUAUCUCGUGGCGAUGGUCGGCACUUAUGGCGAAUGGACAGAGGGGGUCUCAACUUUUAUCACCAACGGGAAAAACUUCUGGGAAGCAUACAAUUCUGAUCCUGGCAAGAGGUCUCUACUGCCUCUGGGAAUCGAGGCAAUUCUAAGCACGAUUCUGGCCGAUGCUACUUUGAUAUGGCGCUGUUGGACUGUCUGGGGUCGGUCAUGGUGCAUUGUACUCAUUCCGAUUGUUUGCACUACCUUGGCAGCAAUCAGCAGAGGGAUCGUAACUUAUUACUCCACUCUUGAUGUCGAACAUCUGCCACCCCAGGCUCUAUACCUCGAGAAUGUUGUCAACUGGGCUGUGCUAUACACCUCGCUCAUAAUGGCGACUUUGUUAUGGUGCACAAUUCUCAUUGUUUAUCGUAUUCUUAAAGUGGGCGGGGUUUCUGCGGGGAUGCGUGUAUAUCACAGAGUGAUAGAGAUACUUAUAGAAUCCGCAGCUCUCUAUUCUGCCGUAAUAGUUAUUCUACUGGUGUUCGAAGUUCGUAACGAGGCAGUCGGAGGUUACAUUCAAGAGUUGGCGAUUGCGAUAAGAGGAAUCAUGCCUACAGUUGUGGUUGGCCGCGUUGCAGCAGGGCAUGCACGUCCAGAUGACUCCUGGAGUGAAGGUUCCACUGCCUCGUCACUUCGAUUCGGGAAUCGUGCAAUCACACAGGAUGGUAGCCAGAGGAGCACGGAAUCGGACAUCUCGAUGCGUGACUUAGAAGAGGGCUUAGCCAUAGCGGCUGAUGGCACGAUGCAUGAUGUCGAGAUCCGAGGGAAAAUUUGAGCCAAGUCGGCGCACUUGUCAUCGGUAUAUUUAUUUGUAAUUCAUGCCACUGUAUGUAGAAAGCGUGUUAUUCUAAUUUGACCAUAAAAACUCGUAGAUUGAUCGUUGAAC
This is a messenger RNA of Desarmillaria tabescens, 1316 nucleotides long. RefSeq lists its product as uncharacterized. Bases 171 to 1205 code for a protein of 344 amino acids. NCBI's taxonomy places the organism in Eukaryota, Fungi, Basidiomycota, Agaricomycetes, Agaricales, Physalacriaceae. The transcript is spliced from 6 exons. The record is from RefSeq and is a predicted model, not a curated record.